This is a messenger RNA of Pipistrellus nathusii (Nathusius's pipistrelle), 1347 nucleotides long. The record is from the annotation of a GenBank genome assembly. Lineage: Eukaryota; Metazoa; Chordata; Mammalia; Chiroptera; Vespertilionidae.
AUGGACAAACCCCAGGGAUCAGUAACAUUCAAGGAUGUCAUUGUGGAAUUCACCAAGGAGGAGUGGAAAUUACUGGAUGAAGAUCAGAAGGCCCUGUACAAGGAAGUGAUGCGGGAGAACUACCGUCACCUGGUCGCAGUGGGUUAUUUUGUAAAUAAAUCAAAUGCAGUUUUGAAGUUGAAACAAGGAAAGGAGCCAUGGAUAUUAGAAGUAGAGUUUCCACUUCAGAACUACACUGACCUGUGGAAGAUUCAUGAGUCAGAAGAAAGACACCAGGAAAGCAAAGCUGAAAAGUCAAGGACUGGAGAACCCACAAAUAAAAAGACACAUACCAAAGAGAAAACCUAUUCAUGCAAUGAAUGUGGGAAGUCUUUCUACCAGCAGUCUAUCCUUACAGUACAUCAGAAUACUCAUUCAAAGGACAAAUCCAUUGAAAGUGGGCAAUCCGUCCCUAGGAAUGGAGACCUCACAAGACAUGAGAAGACUAACACCAGAGAAAAAAAUUAUGAAUGUCAAGAAUGUAAGAAAACUUUCUACCACCUGUCAUCUCUCAGUAGACAUUUGAGAACUCAUGCAGGAGAGAAACCCUAUGAAUGUGAUCAGUGUGGGAAGUCCUUCUACCAGAAGCCACACCUCACAGAACAUAAGAAAACACACACAGGAGAGAAACCCUAUGAAUGUACUGAAUGUGGGAAGUUCUUCUAUGUUAAGGCAUACCUAAUGGUACAUCAGAAAACACACACAGGGGAGAAACCAUUUCAAUGUAAGGAAUGCGGAAAACACUUUUCCCAGAAAUCACACCUUACAGUACAUCAAAGAUCACACACAGGGGAAAAACCUUAUAAAUGUAAGGAAUGUGGGAAAUUAUUUUCUAGAAACACACAUCUCAAAACUCAUCAGAGAACUCAUACUGGGGAGAAACCCUAUAAAUGUACUGAAUGUGGGAAAUGCUUCUACCAGAAGUCAGCCCUCACAGUACAUCAGCGAACUCACACGGGAGAGAAACCCUUUGAGUGUAAUAAAUGUGGAAAACACUUCUACUAUAAAUCUGACCUUACUAAACAUCAAAGGAAACACACAGGGGAGAAGCCCUACAAAUGUGAUGAAUGUGGUAAAUCUUUCUCUGUGAAUUCAGUCCUGCGGUUACAUCAAAGAACUCACACUGGAGAGAAACCUUAUGAAUGUAAAGAAUGUGGGAAAUUAUUCUCUCAGAAGUCACAUUUUAUCAUACACCAGAGAAAACACACAGGGGAGAAACCCUAUGAAUGUCAAGAGUGUAAGAAAUCUUUUAUCCAGAAGUCAGAACUCACUGCACAUCAAAAGAUACACAGACCAAGAAAGAGCUAA